UCCCCGCUGUCUCGUCUCCGCGCCUGACCGGCAGCGCUUGUGUCCAGCCCAGUCCUCAGAAAGCCAUCGCGCUAGGGAACUGCCGCCAACAUGUCUCACUUGAUGGCAGAGGGAGGCAAGGCCACAAACACGGACGAGGCCACGCUUGCCAUGGCCCACAAGGUGUUCGCCGCUGAUGCCAAGGAUGAGGACAAGCGUGAUGAGGAGUCCCUAUUCGACGUGGCAGAGGACUGCCCCAUCCUCAAGCAGGAGCACCACGACCACGUACACCACGAUGACAACAUCGAGAAGAGGAAGAAGUUGAUGUCUCGUGCACGUGAUGUGCUCCUCGAUGAUAAGCCAUCCUACCUGGAGGUGCCUGACUUCCAGAGGGUGGCCAUCAUUGGAGACUUCGCUAACGGAGUGACCAUGGAUGACUUUGAGCUGGCCUGCAAGGGUGUGUACCGUGCCCUGAACAUCAGGGAGAAGUACAUGAGGUUGUGUAUGCAGCGGUUCCCCCGCACCGUCUCGCAGUACCUGUGCCAUAUCGAUGGCUCUACUUACAGCGAUGAGGACUUGGUGCACCCAGUCUUCACAGCUCCACCCAAGGAAGGUGAGGAUCCGUUUGAGACUAAGACCUUGCCCGAGGACCUGAACUACGUGGCGUGCAUGAAGGACGGUGUGGUACGUGCCUUCAAAGACAAGAAGGCUGCUGACAACAACCAACCCAUCAACCUGCCCUCCCCUGACCUCGCCACCUUUAUCGAUGACAUGAACUUCCUGAUCGCUCUCAUCGCUCAGGGCCCAACUAAGACCUACACUCACCGUCGUCUGAAGUUCCUGUUCUCCAAGUUCAACGUGCAUGAGAUGCUGAAUGAGAUGGAGGAGCUGAAGGAGCUGAAGAACAACCCUCACAGAGAUUUCUACAACACCAGAAAGGUCGAUACUCACAUCCAUGCGGCCGCCUGCAUGAACCAGAAGCACCUGCUGCGCUUCAUCAAGAAGUCCUACCGUGUGGAUGUGGACCGCACAGUGCACAAGAUCCAGGGCAAGGAGGUCACCAUGAAGGAGCUGUUCGACCACCUCAAGAUGCACCCCUACGACCUGACUGUGGACUCCCUGGAUGUGCACGCUGGCAGACAAACCUUCCAGCGCUUUGACAAGUUCAAUGCCAAAUAUAACCCAGUCGGCGCCAGUGAGCUUCGUGACCUGUAUCUGAAGACCGAGAACCACAUCGACGGAGAGUACUUUGCGAGAAUUAUCAAGGAAGUGGCCACUGACCUUGAGGAUGCCAGAUACCAGUAUGCCGAGCCCCGUCUCUCCAUCUAUGGCUGCAACGCCAACGAGUGGACCAAGCUCGCCGGCUGGUUCAACAAGCACAGGGUCUUCUCCCCCAACCUCAAGUGGAUGAUCCAAAUCCCUAGGAUCUAUGACAUUUUCAGAGCCAGGAACUUUAUUCCCCACUAUGGCAAGCUGCUGGAGAACAUUUUCCUGCCCGUCCUGGAGGCCACCAUCAACCCCCAUAAACACCCAGAGCUCAGCGUCUUCCUUAAGCAUGUCACAGCCUUUGACAGUGUGGAUGACGAGUCCAAGCACAGUGGCCACAUGUUCUCCACCAAGAGCCCCAAGCCUGAGGAGUGGGACAUCGCCAAGAACCCCUCCUACACCUACUACAUCUACUACAUGUAUGCCAACAUUGCAUACAUCAACCAGCUGCGCAAACAGAGGGGAAUGAACACAUUCCAGUUCAGACCUCACUGCGGAGAGGCUGGAGCCGUCACUCACCUGUUGGCCUGCUUCAUGACCGCCGACAACAUCUCUCACGGACUCAAUCUUAAGAAGAGUCCCGUGCUGCAGUACCUGUACUUCCUGGCCCAGAUCCCCAUUGCCAUGUCCCCCCUGAGCAACAACAGCCUGUUCCUGGAGUACGCCAAGAACCCCCUGCUGGAGUUCCUCAAGAAGGGCCUGGUCAUCUCCCUGUCCACUGACGACCCCAUGCAGUUCCACUACACCAAGGAGCCUCUGAUGGAGGAGUAUGCCAUCGCAGCUCAGGUCUUCAAGCUCAGUACCUGCGACAUGUGUGAGAUUGCCAGGAACAGUGUGCUGCAGAGUGGCCUGUCUAUCGAGGAGAAGACCCACUUCUUGGGCCCCAACUUCCUGAAGGAAGGCCCCGAGGGUAACGACAUCCGCAAGACCAAUGUAGCACAGAUCAGGAUGGCAUACCGCCUCGAGACCCUCACCUACGAGCUCAACCUCAUCAAGGAGUGCCUGAAGGAAAACUAGAUACUCUAGGCCUAUCACACAGCGACGAGGACUUGGUUUUUGGUCCGAGUUAGGCUAUCUCACUUACCCUGUAUGGAUGAGUUAUGCGUUUUUAAGGUACCCUAGACCGAACUUGAAAUGACAUUUGCCAACAUUUCAGAGAUAUGGAAAAUACCUCAAAUGAAAAUAAAGGAAUCUGGUUCAAAAAUCA
Molecule: messenger RNA, 2452 nt
Organism: Engraulis encrasicolus (European anchovy)
Lineage: Eukaryota; Metazoa; Chordata; Actinopteri; Clupeiformes; Engraulidae
Gene: ampd1
Product: adenosine monophosphate deaminase 1 (isoform M)
Exons: 16
Coding region: 91-2262 (723 amino acids)
Biological process (GO): AMP metabolic process; IMP salvage
Cellular component (GO): cytosol
Molecular function (GO): AMP deaminase activity
Source: RefSeq, a predicted model, not a curated record